AUGACCGAUGAAGCUGUAGAUGAGGAAGUCGCUGGUAAUGACUCGUUUGAAUUAGCGAAUAAUGAGAGUUCUUUGCAUAUUCCCGACAAAAUUAAAUGCAUUACUACUGCACCAUUUGGUACCGGUUACGACUACAUUGUUGUGGGCACAGAAAGCCAAGUGUUGGUAUACGACUUUUGUCAGAAUUCUACGAUAUUCCGUCGAGACGUUCCUGAUGGAGUUCACUGUUUUGCUGUGGGCAAGCUGGGAGAAUUGGACCGCAUAAUUUUAUGUGGAGGAAACUGCGCAAUUUGGGGAUUUGAUGAAACCGGCAGAGACAUCUAUUGGACAGUGGCAGGUGAGAAACCCCUUUCAAAAUAAUA
Strongylus vulgaris is the source of this 362-nucleotide messenger RNA. Lineage: Eukaryota; Metazoa; Nematoda; Chromadorea; Rhabditida; Strongylidae. The record is from the annotation of a GenBank genome assembly.